AUGGAUGUUUCUGCUGGGCUUCGACCUAACAAGCCAGGUCAUUCUCCAAUGCAAGUGAGUGCUGGGUUGCCUUCUCAGUGGAUGCAAAGUGGUCCCCAGAGUGGAAGCCCUGCUGUAGUCCCACUUGGGCUGCAUCUUCAAAAUCCUUCAGAUGCUCAAGACCAGCAAGUAAUGCAGAGGCCAAUGAAGAAGAUGACUUGGCGUUAUCCAGCAGCACCACAAAUCCCAACCCCACCAGCACCAGUGAACUUUGUGAGACCGUCUAAUGCUGUUCCUGCCCAGAGUGUAACAGCAAGGUGCAAUGAGACUGCAGUGUAUGUAGAGGUGAGAAAAGACCUGUUUGGUACUAGUGCACCCCUCAAUAUUGCUGCUCUCACACUGGGAGGCUGUGCUGCCAAAGGGGUGGAUGUUUCUUCUCAAGUCCUCGUCUAUGAAUCACCAUUGCAUGGCUGCAACAGCAAGUUGACUGUAAGUCUUCUAUUGCUAAAUACCUUAGUCUUGCUUGUAGCUUGCUUGUUUGAGGAUGAGUUACUAAUGAGUCUUCUUGUAGAUGACUGGAUAUUUGAAAGACCUUGGGACUACGUCUUCCAGCUGGGUGAGCUUAUAAAUAUUGAGGCAUCGGUGGUGCAGUUCAACCAUGUGCCCCUGCGUGUUUUUGUGGACAGCUGUGUGGCCACUGCUGUCCCUGAUGUAAAUGCAGUCCCCAGAUAUUCCUUCAUUGAAAGCCAUGGGUGCUUGAUUGAUGCCAAGAUUGCGCAUUCCAGUUCCCGCUUCGUGCCCCAAACUCAGGCGGCUAAACUGGGGUUUCAGCUGGAGGCAUUCAAGUUUCAGCAUGUGAACAGUAGCUGGGUCUACAUUACGUGCAUCUUGAAGGCAACAGCAGCAUCUGCCCCUCCUGAUGCUGAGCACAAGGCUUGCUCAUUUUCUAGCAAUAGGUAUGUUCCGAUGACCCUAAAAUGGUACAGUGCAGAUGAGCUGUGACUACUAAAGCAUUAUGAUCUCUUCCUAGAUGGACUGCUGCAUAUGGUGCUGACCAGGUGUGCAGCUGUUGCAACAGCCACUGCAGCUUGAGGAAGGGACAAGAUCAAUCAGGCAAGGGUACAGUGAAAACGUUCAUCUGGAAAUCCUUAUGCAGUCUUUGAGGAAACUUGUAAUUCACCAUCUACAACUGGUAAAAGCCACUGAAAAAUACCCUUCCAUCUUCUCAACUACUUCUCAAGGAAGUUCCUUCCCUGUUUAGAGUGACC
This is a messenger RNA of Ictalurus furcatus (blue catfish), 1247 nucleotides long. RefSeq names its product zona pellucida sperm-binding protein 3-like. The transcript has 4 exons. The coding region runs from base 1 to 981 and encodes 326 amino acids. NCBI's taxonomy places the organism in Eukaryota, Metazoa, Chordata, Actinopteri, Siluriformes, Ictaluridae. The record is from RefSeq and is a predicted model, not a curated record. Gene Ontology annotation, molecular function: acrosin binding. Gene Ontology annotation, cellular component: extracellular matrix. Gene Ontology annotation, biological process: binding of sperm to zona pellucida; positive regulation of acrosome reaction; egg coat formation.